CGCUCAGACAGCAACGGGAGGGGGAGACAGAUCCUCAGCGAGAGUCGGACAUUGAAACAGAAGCUACUCAGGGACUAACACAGCUAGGAGAUCAGCUGAAGAAAAAAGAAAAGAGGGGUAUGAGAGCCGCCAGAAUCCGCUCCAAUCCUGCUCUACUCACGGCUCGGUCCGACUGACAACACCCGGAUCAACACCGCCGCGCACCUAUCUCUUAAUAAUUUCUAAUUUCGGUGAGUUCACAGGCAUUGGCCAUGGAGCUGAGGGUGGGAAAUAAAUACCGGCUUGGGAGGAAGAUCGGGAGCGGCUCUUUUGGAGACAUUUACCUGGGUGCCAACAUUGCAACGGGGGAGGAGGUAGCCAUCAAACUGGAGUGUGUGAAGACCAAACACCCACAGUUGCACAUCGAGAGCAAGUUCUACAAGAUGAUGCAGGGAGGAGUUGGCAUUCCUUCAAUAAAGUGGUGUGGGGCAGAGGGAGACUACAAUGUGAUGGUUAUGGAGCUGCUGGGUCCAAGCCUGGAGGACCUCUUCAACUUCUGCUCACGCAAGUUCAGCCUCAAGACUGUGCUGCUGCUGGCUGAUCAGAUGAUCAGCCGUAUCGAGUACAUCCACUCAAAGAACUUCAUCCACCGCGACGUCAAGCCCGACAACUUCCUGAUGGGCCUGGGGAAGAAAGGCAACCUGGUCUACAUCAUCGACUUCGGGCUGGCCAAGAAGUACCGCGACGCCCGCACUCACCAGCACAUCCCUUACAGGGAGAACAAGAACCUGACGGGCACCGCCCGCUAUGCCUCCAUCAACACCCACCUGGGCAUAGAGCAGUCGCGGCGUGACGACCUGGAGUCUCUGGGCUACGUGCUGAUGUACUUCAACCUGGGCUCCCUGCCCUGGCAGGGCCUCAAGGCCGCCACCAAGAGGCAGAAGUACGAGCGGAUCAGCGAGAAGAAGAUGUCCACCCCCAUCGAGGUGCUCUGCAAGGGCUACCCCUCCGAGUUCUCCACCUACCUGAAUUUCUGUCGCUCGCUGCGUUUCGAUGACAAACCGGAUUACUCGUACCUGCGUCAGCUCUUCAGAAACCUCUUCCACAGACAGGGCUUCAGCUAUGACUACGUCUUCGACUGGAAUAUGCUCAAAUUUGGAGCCAGCAGAACAGCAGAAGAUGGUGAGAGGGAGCGGAGGGGUGGAGGGGAGGAGCGGGACGAGAGAAUAGUGGGUGGGCCUCGGGGGUCGGCAGCUCGCGCCCUGCCACCCGGCCCAAACCCCCCGGCACCCAACAGGGUGAGGAACGGGCCAGAGGCAGCCAUCUCCACACCUGCUUCUCGAGUACAGCAGUCAGGAAACACGUCUCCUCGGGCGAUCUCUCGUGCAGAGAGAGAGAGGAAGGUGAGCAUGAGGCUGCACCGGGGCGCCCCCGCCAACGUUUCCUCGUCCGACCUCACCGCCCGCCACGACCGCAUCUCCACAUCGCAGGUCAGCAUGCCGUUUGAGCACCUGGGGAAAUGAGUCCUGCUGCUCCUCUCUCUCACCCUCUGCUCACACACAGUGAUGCUGCCGUCGUAGGGCUUCGAGACAAACCCCCCCCCCCUCCAGAUUUCUCUUUGUUUGUUUGUUUUUAAUGCCAAUAGGACAGAGAGUGCAAGACUGAAAGAAAGGAGUGAAGUGAAAUGCAAGAAAAGAAGCACGAAAGUCUGUAACCGAGUGCCCAGGGGUUCGCACUUCGUCUCGAUCCGAGAGCCUUCGUCAGAAAGGCGAGACUGAAGCCUGAGGGAUAGAUGUCCUUGCCCACCGUCAGGUUGCCGAGUAACUGGAACUGCCUGUCCCCCAUCAGACACCAGUGGGUGUGGUUACAGAUGAGACACCACGGGGGUAUUGGUUUUACUGAUUUAAGUUCCAUUUGCUAAACGUGAAAUGACGCAACCCUUGACACACGCAUUCUGCAACAUUAGUUUACCGGUUCUGCAUUAUUGCAUAUGCGUUAAGAGGCAUGGUCUGGCGCAUAUGAGGAUAACUUCUGGAUAACUUUAGGUCCAUGUACAAAUGCUAUAUUUUACAGUGCUUCUUCUGAUGUAUGAACUUGUCAAUAUGCAAAAAAAAGUUCAAUUAGCAGUUCAUAGUGUAGAAAUAUACUCAAAUGUAGUGACUUGUUUCUAGAUGUCAUCAGCACAGAAGUCGCUUUGGGUGGGCUUGCAACGAUUGGUUUCUUUUAUAGUUUUUAUUUACUAGAGCAAAGUGAGUUGGAGAGAGACUGAGUAAGCGUGUGAGAGAUGAAGAGAAACAAACUGAGUGAAGGACAGAAAGAACUGUGAAUGUGAAUCGUUCAGUAGCAGAAGUCAUAGGAGAGGAACCUUUCCUGUCUUUUACUGAUGUCUUACUACAACACCUGUUUGUUGCUUUUAUUUAAGCUUUGUAUUUUAUUUUUAAGCAAGUCUGCCAGAGAAAUGGUGACCACAAGAUUAAAUAAUGACCUAGAAUUAAACGGAAGGAGUGAGAGCGAGGGAGAUGGAUAGAUACACAUCCAUUCUCUCUCUCUCUGUCCCCCUUACCCCAUCCUGUGAACACUCCGUUUUUCUUGUGGUUAUCUCUCUGUCUCUGUCUUAGUUUCAGCAUUCCUGGAUUUUAACGACGGGUAGGUUCAAGGGGACUUAACGUGCACAUUUUAAAUUUUAACCUGACUGAACCUGCUUCAGUGCCACAUCACUCCAAGACUGGGUUUGCAUUUGUAAACCCUGGGACUCCAUAACAUAUUCAUUAACAGGAUUCUGCCUGUGAUCAUGCUUAUCAUUCUUCUGAAUGUCUUUUGGUUUAUCAUUUGAAUUCUGGAAUUUUAGGGGUGGGGGGGGGGGGGUGCUUGCAUAAAUUGGCAUUGAGGAUCUGAGAGGGGGUAUGAUGUGGAAAGGAUUUUUUAUGUCACUGUAAAUAUAUUAUUUUUUUCCUGUGUAAAGCCAAAAUGUGGUUGGUUGUAUUCAGGUGUUAUGUAGAAAAGGAAAUAACAUAAAAUGUUUUUUGUUUUUUUUUGUUUUUUUCUUUUUGGGUGGGGGGUGGGGGAAUUAAUAAGUGGGUAUAGCUGUAGUUAAACUGCCGACUGGGUUGUACAGUUUCCACACCGACCGUCGCCUCUGUCGUUUGUUUCCUGUAUAAACACUAAUUGGUUCACAUUCUGGAUGAACUGCAUCUAGAACAUUUUCACAUCUCCGGUGACACUUGAACCAUCUUGCAUGUAUGUUCAGCCAAUCACAGUGAGGAAUUUAGCCAGUGCCAGCCGCAUUGCAAUCUUCCACCCUCAGUGUUUGGUUUUAAAUAAGAGGUAGUUUAAAAUAAAAUGCUAGUUUGCUUUACUCACCCAUGAUUGGUUCACAUGACCUUUUUGGUGUAACCCAUUCCUGUGACAAUUUUUUUUUGGCUUUGUUGCCUUUAUUUUGGUGUCUGUUUCAUUUGUCGAGCUUAUUGGGCAGGUUGAUAUUUCUCACAUCUUUGUCUUGCUUAUAUUCAUGUUAAUCCUCGAAUGCAUUU
Anguilla anguilla (European eel) is the source of this 3509-nucleotide messenger RNA. It is a transcript of the gene csnk1e, whose product is annotated as casein kinase 1, epsilon. Gene Ontology annotation, molecular function: ATP binding; protein serine/threonine kinase activity. The transcript has 11 exons. The record is from RefSeq and is a predicted model, not a curated record. Bases 252 to 1502 code for a protein of 416 amino acids. Lineage: Eukaryota; Metazoa; Chordata; Actinopteri; Anguilliformes; Anguillidae. Gene Ontology annotation, cellular component: cytoplasm; nucleus. Gene Ontology annotation, biological process: signal transduction; endocytosis; peptidyl-serine phosphorylation.